Molecule: messenger RNA, 1437 nt
Organism: Cladocopium goreaui
Lineage: Eukaryota; Dinophyceae; Suessiales; Symbiodiniaceae
Source: the annotation of a GenBank genome assembly
AUGCCGAUGCUUCGUAAGAAAGUCAUCUUCAGUACGCAAGAUCCGCCGGUAGCGCAGCCAGCUCAGCCAGCUCAGCCGGCAGCGGCACCGACACCCGUCCCGACGGCGGUGCUGCUUCAACGGCUGUGGCGUGGAGUACGGCUCGUAAUUGGCUAUGGUGUCCUCGCUUCUGGUCUGGCGCUAUGGUUGUACUGGAUUCCCAAGUUGCUGUACGCAGAGCAGCAACUCUUUGAAGACAACAAUUUGGAGGGGCGUUCCUUCAAGAUGUUCCUGACAUACCGAUUCAACUACUGGAUGAACAAGGAAGGUUUAGCGGCCAUGGGCACGAUCCUUCUGUUUGGAGUACUCACAUUGUUAACCGCUGGAGCUCUGAUGUAUUCGGCCUUUGUUGGUGGAUCACCAUUGACAGGACUUUGGGUCUGCUUCGUCUGGGCAUCUGCUGCCUCAGUGGAUCCAAGUGCUUCGGCCAUCACCGGCUUCGUGGGGAUUUUGACCACCCUGGGCGGUUUGGUGUUGUUGGCCGUGCUCCUGACCACCAUCUCCGACUACUUUGCCAAGCAAGUUGAGGCCUCAAAGCAAGGUCGCGAUGUCGUGGUGGAGGGAGGACACAUUUUAUUGCUGGGCCAUUCUGUGCAAACGAAGCAAUUGCUCGAAGAGUUUGCGGCCUGUGAGACGGACGACAAACCUACAACCGUAGUCAUAUUGGCAAGUCAAUCCAAACAGGAAGUGGAGGACGAGAUCGCCGCGUUGAACACCCACCUGGGAGAUUUGAAGUUGGUCGUCCGCAACGGCAAAUGCUGUGACAAGACGGAUUUAUGGAAAGUGGGUGCUGACAGUGCAACUCGCAUUGUGAUCCCAGAGAAUCCAUUAGUGUCUUUGGACGAGUCGGAUGCUGCAACCAUGGGCAUCCUGCUGACCUUAAAGAGCCAAGGAAAAUCAGGUUGGCCCAACAACGGUUACGUGGCAGUUCAAUGCUGCCUCGGCCGAAACGUCAGCUACAUGAAAGAACUCUAUGACAAGACGUACAUUCUCUCUGGAGAGCGCUUAGGGCGAAUCAUGGUCCAAAGUGUGCAGGACCAAGGCUUGUGUUCAGUCUUCAACCAGCUGGUUGGCUUUAGCGGUGACGAGUUCUACGUGGCUCCGGCACAGGAGCUGGGCGUGGUGGGAACAAGCUUCCGCGAGCUUCCAUUUUGGUUUCCCAUCACGGUACCCUUGGGGGUCCUCAUGGCCGAUGGAACCUACUUGGUGAAUCCAGACAAGUCGUAUGAAGUGCAGCCUGAGGAUUCUGUGAUCCUCUUGGCAGAUGAUGAUGAUGCUGUGCAGCCAGUUGAUUCUGCUCCCUUUUUUGACUAUGCGACCUGGUCCUCGCAGCGUGCUGCAGCAAGUUUUCAAGAGGCAAAUCCCAAUGAUGGGGAGACUGUGAAGGUUCGCCCUUGA